UAGUACUUCAAAAUUUAAUACUAUGUGUGAUGAAAUUAAUGUCUCAAGAAUUAAAAAGAGCGAUUCUGAUUUUAUCGAAGAGUAUUGUACAGCUAUGGAGCCUUUAGCUAUUUCACUUGAUAUCCUUCAGGGUGAACAUAAUAUGUACUUUGGACAUUUAUUGCCCACUAUAACGGAACUAAUGUUAAAAUUUGAAAAACUUAAAAACAGUCACAUGUGUUAUUGUCAGCCUUUAAUAACUUCUCUUCACAGAGGAGUUAACAAAAGAUUUGGAGAACUUUUAAAUGAUGAAUUUCUCAUAAUUGCAGCGACAUCACAUCCAUUUUUUAAAUCGGCGUGGAUAGCUAAUCAAUACAAAAAAAUACUGCAGUCACUCUUUUGCGAGACGCUUUUAUGUUGGCUCAUGCAGGUGGAUGUUUAAAUAAUUCAAUCAGUGAAUAUGAUGUUGAUAGUGAAAGUGAUGACAAUGCCAAUACAUCAUUCUUUUCUUGGACACAAAAAAAACCAGAAAACAUUGCAGUUGAAGCAGAAUUGGAUGACUUCUUAAAGAGAAGUCCAACAAAAAAACUGGAAACACUAAAUUUAACUCCUACAUUAAAGAAAAUGUUUAUUAAGUAUAAUACUCCUCUGCCAUCCAGUGCUUCAGUUGAGCGAGUGUUUAGUGUUGGCGGAGCUGUUUUAUCAAAAAAAAAGGAAAAAUGAGU
Aphis gossypii (cotton aphid) is the source of this 704-nucleotide messenger RNA. RefSeq lists its product as uncharacterized. The transcript has 2 exons. The coding region runs from base 23 to 421 and encodes 132 amino acids. Lineage: Eukaryota; Metazoa; Arthropoda; Insecta; Hemiptera; Aphididae. The record is from RefSeq and is a predicted model, not a curated record.